Messenger RNA from Myripristis murdjan (pinecone soldierfish), 6135 nucleotides. It is a transcript of the gene xpot, whose product is annotated as exportin, tRNA (nuclear export receptor for tRNAs). The coding region runs from base 190 to 3105 and encodes 971 amino acids. Gene Ontology annotation, cellular component: nuclear matrix; nuclear pore; cytoplasm. Gene Ontology annotation, molecular function: tRNA binding; small GTPase binding. The record is from RefSeq and is a predicted model, not a curated record. Gene Ontology annotation, biological process: tRNA re-export from nucleus; intracellular protein transport. The transcript has 25 exons. Lineage: Eukaryota; Metazoa; Chordata; Actinopteri; Holocentriformes; Holocentridae.
CGUACCGUUCUGUCGUGUGAGUCCAACCGACAUAUACAACUGAUUUCUGGAGAAUUCGCAGCGUUUCUGUAAUAAGUUGACGGGAGUCCAAACAAUGUGAUUCGGUGUUUCUUUUUACUAAGAUGUAUGGCAUCUGCUUGAUGGUAGCUGAGAGGAGUGAACCUGCGUUGGAGACGAGCUAACCCACGAAUGGCCUGCCAGUCUGUUGCUGCAGUCAUGGAUGAGCAGGCCCUGCUUGGGCUCAACCCAAAUGCUGAUGCCCGUUACAGGCAGCGGGCUAUGGCAUAUUUUGAACAGCUUAAGGAGUCUCAGGAUGCUUGGGAAGUAUGUGCAGAGGCCCUGGCUAAAGGGAUUUACAAUGACGACCAUGUGAAGUUUUUUUGCUUCCAAGUCCUGGAGCAUCAGAUUAAAUACAGACAUGCUGGCCUCAGUGCGGUUCAGCAGCAACUAAUUCGAGAAACUCUGAUGAAAUGGCUCCAGUGUCAGCUGAUGAAUUCCCAGCCUGAGAAGCCCUUCAUCCGGAACAAGGCAGCCCAGGUGUUUGCCUUGACUUUUGUAAUGGAGUACGUGACCCUUUGGCCCAAGUUCUUCUUUGACAUCCUGUCCCUUGUGGGGUUGAACCCCCAUGGUGUGGACAUCUACCUGCGGACACUCAUGGCCAUUGAUGCUGAAGUGGUUGACCGGGAUAUCCUCCACUCACCUGAGGAGACCCGCAGGAACACCUUGAUCAAAGACACCAUGCGGGAGCAGUGCAUCCCCAAUCUGGUGGAGUCCUGGUUCCAGAUCCUGCAGGCCUAUCAGCAGUCCCAUCCGGAGCUCACCUGCCAGUGUCUGGAGGUGGUUGGGGCCUAUGUGUCAUGGAUCGACCUCAACCUCAUUGCUAAUGACCGGUUUGUGAACCUGUUGCUGAGUCACAUGUCAGUGGAGGAGCUGAGAGAGGAGGCCUGCGACUGCCUGUUUGAAAUAGUCAACAAGGGCAUGGACCCUGUGGAUAAAACCAAGCUGGUGGAGUCUCUGUGCCAAGUGCUGCAGUCUGCUGGGUUCUUCAAUGUAGAACAGGAGGAGGAUGUGGACUUCCUGGCCAAAUUCUCCAGGCUGGUGAAUGGGAUGGGCCAAAGUUUGGUGCUGAGCUGGACCAAACUGGUCAAGGCGGGCAAUGUAAAGGUCGCUGCUGACACACUUCAGGCGGUAGAGGCCAAGGUGCCGCUGCUGCUGCAGCUGCUGGUGCAUGAAGAUGAUGACAUCUCGGCCAAUAUUGUGGGCUUUUGCUACGACUACCUGCAUGUCCUCAAACAGCUUCCUCAACUGACAGACCAGCAGAAGGCAAAUAUAGAGGCAAUCAUGCUUGCCGUCAUGAAGAAACUUACAUAUGAUGACGAGUACAACUUUGAAAAUGAAGGGGAGGAUGAGGCUAUGUUUGUGGAGUACAGGAAGCAGUUGAAGAUGCUGUUGGACCGCCUGGCCCAGGUCUCUCCUGAGCUGCUGCUGGAGGCUGUGCGCAGAGUCUUCACCAACACCAUGCAAAACUGGCAAACUGCUCUGUUCAUGGAGGUGGAAGUGGCCAUCAGACUGCUCUACAUGCUUGGUGAAGCCCUGCCUGCAUCUCAUGGUGCUCACUUCUCGGGAGAUACAGCCAAGACCAGCGCCCUGCAGGACAUGAUGAGGACGCUGGUCUCCUGUGGUGUCAGUGGAUAUCAACACACUUCAGUGUCUUUGGAGUUCUUUGAAACUGUUGUUCGAUAUGACAAAUUCUUCAUUGUGGAACCGCAGCACAUUCCAAAUGUUUUGAUGGCGUUUCUGGACCAAAGAGGAUUGAGGCAUAGCAGCCCCAAGGUCAGGAGCAGGGUGGCUUACCUCUUUUCUAGAUUCGUCAAAACCCUGCAUAAACACAUGAAUGCCUUCAUUGAGGACAUUCUCAGCAGGAUCCAGGACCUGCUUGAACUCACUCCUCCAGAAAAUGGUUUCCCAGCAUUGCUGACCAGCGAUGACCAGCUGUUCAUGUUUGAGACAGCAGGGGUGCUGAUAGUGAAUGGGGAGAGUCCCGCAGAGAGGAAACAAGCCCUGAUGAGGAGCCUGCUGACUCCUCUGAUGGAUGCCUUCCGCCUCUUGCUAGCCAAACUGCCCCAGGAGACCGAAGAGGAGAGACAGGCGGCUCUUGCGGACUGCCUGAGCCAUGCUGUAGGCUUUGCAAGUCGGACCAGCAAAGCCUUCAGCAACAAGCAGACGGUGAAGCAGUGUGGUUGCACAGAAGUAUACAGGGACUGUCUCCAGGCCUUCCUGCCUGCGCUGAGUUGCCCGGUCCAGAGGGGGCCACUGCGCAGCUCUGUUCGCUCCUUCUUGCAUCGUAUGAUCAUCUGCCUGGAGGAGGAGGUGCUGCCCUUCAUUCCUGCGGCCUCAGAACACAUGCUGAAGGACUGUGAGGCCAAGGACCUACAGGAGUUCAUCCCCCUCAUCAGCCAGAUCACUGCCAAGUUCAAGCGGCAGGUAUCUCCUUUCCUGCAGCAAGUCUUCAUGCCUCUGGUGCUGGCCAUCUUCGAGGUGCUGGCCCGGCCGGCAGAGGACAAUGACCAGGCCGCCGCCUUGGAGAAGCAGAUGCUGAGGAGGAGUUACUUCUGCUUCAUCCAGACUAUCGCCAGCAGUGGCAUGAAUGAGGUGAUGGCAAACCAGGGGGCAGAGAACAUUGAGCGGGUUGUGUUCACCAUCAUACAGGGAGCAGUGGACUUUCCUGACCCCAUUGCACAGAAAACCUGUUUUAUCAUCCUCUCCAAACUGGUGGAACUGUGGGGAGGUAAAGAUGGCAUGGUGGGGUUUCCUGACUUCAUCUACAAACACAUCGUUCCUGCAUGCUUCCUGGCUCCUCUCAAACCAACUUUUGACCUCACAGAUGCUCAGACAGUGCUGACACUGUCCGAGUGUGCUCUCACGCUGAAAAUAAUCCAUCUCAAAAGGGGGCCGGAAUUCAUUCAGUUCUUACAACAAGAGUACCUGCCCUCUCUUCAAGUGUCACCAGAAAUUGCACAGGAGCUGUGUCAAGUGCUUCAGCAGCCAGAUGUCAAAGUCCUAAAAACCUACAUUAAGGCAUUCUUUCAGCGAGCCAAGCUCUAGGACAGAAAAUAUCAACUGGAAGUUCACUGGGUCUGAACGAACACUUAAGAGAGGAAGUGGUUGUCUGUGCCACUUACCGCAAAAAUGGAACUUAGCAUAGGAGCUGCUUUUGCACUUAAAAAGAAAUUGCAUAACAAAGCCCAGUGUGUCUAAGUUGGGAUAAUGGACAGAGGAGGUAAAGAGGACGGCACUGGAGAGCACGGUGGCCAAAUCCCUCCAGCGGACGAGGGCCACGAGACGUGCUCUCCAUGGGUGCUUGAAUCAUGACCGAGGGAGGUGUUUGAUUUGCGUGACCACUCAAUAUGACCGGGAGAAGUCUAUGAAAUACUGGAGGCUCGUGGAAAGGCUUUGCUUUAGUAAACAGCUCCACGGGGAGGAUUGGAACCUGAAUUUGUUGCUGCCUAUCCCAAAUCGUUUGGUAAUUAUCUAAAAUGACAUGGCCUCUCGUUAGGAUUUGUGAAGCAUAGCUUUAUUAGGCAAACCAAUACAGUUAGACAUUUCAAAAGGUUUUCAUUUGAAUGUGUGGAUAUAUUUGUUGCCACAUUAAUGGAUUUGUUUAAAAAAAAAAAAUAAGGGCUGAAUUGUGUAAUUUUUAUUGGAUAUGUGGCAUUGAUUUUUUUUUUUUUUUAUGUUGAAGAAUGUUUGCUUGAGAAAUGUUUUAGUUUGGAGUGAACUACAUGGGAAUUUUAAGUGCUUAUGGCCCUGGUUCAUUUUGCAUUUGCCUUCCAGGUGUAUUGCAAACCUCUGUGGUCUUUUCCAUAGACUGUGUGCAUGGCAAAACAACAGCACCUGCAGUUUCCCUCUCAAUUCUCUAGCCUUGCAAGCAAAUACUAUUGGUCUUAUUUGAACCCAUGAUAUUUUGUUACCUAAUUUGAUGUAACCACAUUUGAGCUACAUCACUUCUUACGUAUGGCAGUUUAGUGCUAAAGUUGAAGAUAUGGUCAUUAGUUGUUUCAUAUUUAGUAUUCCAUUAACUGGAAAACAGUUUUUGUUGUGUUUGUUUGGGUAGUAUGACUAAUUGUUUGCAUUGGCGCGGGAUGACAGCUGUUUGCUUUCAGAUGGAAAUGAACAGAAAUGGAGGAACAAACUGUAAAUAAGAGAAUAAGAUGUUAAAUGUAAAUAAAGUUCCUAGGUUUAGCUUUUUUUAAUCUUCAUUCCCAUCUGAAAAACAAGUGCAAAUGAUUGGUUUAUAGGAACCUUCAUGUACAGCUCAUGUAAACACUGCCCGUGUAUAGAAGUAAACCAGCGAGAUGCAUUUUAUAUUGAAGAAUUUGUGACAAUUCAGGAGUCUGAUUAUGCAACGCUAAUGGCGAGCAAUACUGUGAAGUACCUGUCAAACAGCAGCCCCAUAAAGAAUUGUCAGUGCUAUCUAUUCCUAAGUGAAUAUCAAUCAGAGCUAGAGGAGACUUGAUUAGUGUCUGGUUUUUGUAAGUACUUGCUUUACCCUUCACUUGUGUCUGAUGUUUCCUCUUAUUGGUGUGCAGAUGUGAACAAGGCAAAUCCAAUUAGACUUUUUCUGUCAUUUUUGUACAGAUGCUUUUGUCAGGCCUUUGUACUUGAAAGCGUACAGGUAUUGCGACCCCACUUUUUGUCAUUGUUUUGCCAUCUUUUGACGUGUCAGUUAAAGGCACCCCCCCUUCAGAUACUCACACUGUUACAUAUCAUUCCAGGACUGAUUUUAGGAUGAAGUGUUGUAAUUUACUGUUUUGAUGUAGCUACCAACUUCCCCUCAGCCUGCCACGUCUACUUCUAUUGGUGACUUCCUGUGUUUCCCUGAAUGUCUCUCAACCCCCAGAGAAAGGGCAUGAACUCAGUGCUUUAAAUCAAAUGUGGACCUAUGGGCGUACACAUAUCUAGUUGACUAGCUGAAGAACGUUGUGUGUUUAUGAUGGCAGUGAUAUAUGGCUACAUUGCAUUCUGGUCUGUUAAAGCUAUUAUAGGUGUUUUAAAGGGAAAAUUCACCUUUUUUGCAAAAAAGUGAUAUUUCACUUCCCUUUUAGCUGUUAUGUGGUGGUGCUAUCUUCCUGUCAUUGUUACUGAGUGCUGGAUACUGGCUGGAUGCUCCAAAUGCUAUUGAGGUGGAUUGCCCCCAGCUAACAUUCUUCUAAACAACUACCUUAAGGCAGUGAUUUGUAAGAAUGUUUGCUGGGGGCAAUCCACCUCAAUGGCAGGAGGCUAACAGUUAGCAUUUGGAGCAUCCAGCCAGUAUCCAGCACUCAGUAACAAUGAGAGGAAGAUAGCACCACUACUGUCCUACAGAACAGCUAACAUAUUUCAAAAUAAGUGAACUACCACUUUAAGGGGGGAUUUGUCCUUUUCAGGUCUACAUAGAUUUACCAUAUGUAACUACCAGAUACUGGCAAGUCGCCUUGCUGAUUUUUUCCCCAACACUAAACCAGCUGCACCGAAUACAAGAAUCACAGCUGUCACAUUGAAGAUCUGCACUUCCCCUGCACUUCCCUGCUAUAGAGAGCAGACCAUGAUCUGACUGUUGAAAUAUAGGCUACUAAUGUAGCAGGCCUGUUAGUUACUAGUUCAGUGAGCGAGCCCUGUUUUUGAUGUGCUUGUGUUUUCCCAUUGUACCAACUACCACAAUAGUAUUCACACUGACAUUAGUGCCACUGAACACUUCUUCCUCAGUUAACCCACUAAAGUAGAAUCAGUCAACAGUUACGACGGGUGGCAAGUAAAACCCCUCUGAAUCUCAGGCAUACUGCAGUGAGCAGUCUGAUAGACGCUCAGCUUGUAUGUCUGUCCUUUUAAAUGUCCCAUGAGCCCUUGCAAAUCAGAUUCAUUAGAUAUUAAUAUCCAAUGAACAUGCAGCUUGUAACAGUCUACUUGUAAACAUUGUCAUCUUUGGGUGGACAAAGGGGAAAACGGUUUGCGCAGAUACCAGAAAUAUUUAUGCCAAAUGAAUUCAUUUAUUCAUUGAUGGUGAAAUGUCUUUAGAACUUGAUUUAUUUUUUGAUAUUGCAAUGAACCUUCUGUCAGAACAUCUGUUAGUACCAAUAAAGUGUUCACUAAUCAGGA